AUGCGUGACCGCGUAAUCGCGCUGGCUCUGCGGAGGCAGGCCCUCAUCACAAAAGAGACACUCGAUCUCCAGAUCUUUCCUGGCUUAGAGACCAAAGAUCUUUUGGACGAAGUUCACAAAUCAAAGGUAUACGAUAGCGACACCAAAAAUGAGCUCAUCGAAGUGACUUGCAGAUUGGCAAGCCUUUGUAUCAUCGUGACCGACCUGCUCAGCCUGAUGGCUUCUCAAGAAUCCGACAAAUCGCUGCGGCCCAAGUCACGACCCCGAGAGGGACGCGCAAAGAACGCUGCGACUUGA
Verticillium alfalfae VaMs.102 is the source of this 297-nucleotide messenger RNA. Its product is annotated as cutinase transcription factor 1 beta. The transcript has a single exon. The coding region runs from base 1 to 297 and encodes 98 amino acids. The record is from RefSeq and is a predicted model, not a curated record. Lineage: Eukaryota; Fungi; Ascomycota; Sordariomycetes; Glomerellales; Plectosphaerellaceae.